CUGUUCUGCUCUGCUUUACCUACAGAAACUUCAGCUUACUGUAGGCUAAGUGAACGUGCAACACACAAAUGGAUAUCAAAAUGGAUCUCUCCCAAGAGCAUGCCAUCCUAAAUAUCAGUGCCCUUGGCCGACCUCUGGAUUUGGGCACCCUUUACAAUGCCCGCACUGACCAACUCAUACCAGGCAUCACCCUGUGGUCCACAGAGGACAUGGCCAAGCGGACGGUGGUGAGCCCCCAGCCCUACACCAAGUUUGAGUUCUCCUCCUCAGAGUCCCUGAGGGACAAGAUGAAGCUGCUGGACGUCAGCGCCUCCGUCAAGGCCAGCUUCUUCUGCGGCCUGGUGGAGGUGGGCGGCUCCGCCAAGUUCCUUAACCAGCAGACCUGCUCGGCGCAGCAGUGCAGCGUGACCCUGAAGUACCACGUGACCACCGUCUUCAAGGAGCUGAUGAUGUCAGAGCUGUCGGCGCCCACCCUGGAGGCAGUGAAGAAGACGGACGCCACACAUGUGGUGAGUCAGGUGACGUACGGGGCGCACGCCCUCAUGGAGUUCGAGAACAGCGUCCGCGAGGAAGUCAGCAAGAGGGACGUGCAGUUGAAGCUGAGUCAGAUGGUCCACCAGGUGCCCAUCAUCAAGGUCAACUCGGACGGCAGCCUGAAGAUGACUGAGGAGGACAAGGACAAGGUCAAGGACUUCAGGUGCCACUUCUUUGGGGACUUCCGGCCCACCACUCUGCCGCUGACCUUUGAGGAGGCGGUGGCGGUGUGCAAAGAGCUGCCGAACCUGCUGGGCGAGCACGGCGAGAAGGCCGUGCCCAUCACCGUCUGGCUGUACCCUCUCAGCAAGCUGACAGGUGGCGAGUCCAAGCUGAAGAGGAUGAUCUCGGACAUGCUGGUGGAACGGCUGCAGCUGGCCUUGGACGACCUCCACCAGGCCGAGAUUCGAGCCCACGACCUGCUGGAGAAGAGCAAGGCCAUCAAGGCUGACGACAUCGUCUACAAGCUGGAGAGCUUCCAGACCAGUCUGAAGGGUUUCAUCCCCGAGUUCCUUCGCAAGAUGGCAGUCCUGAUCCCGGCCAUCAGGGGCGGAGACCUGGAGGACAGAGCCUUGACAGACCUCCUGCGCUCUCAACACGCAUCUGGCUUCGGCAGGGCCGAGAUGGACCGCUGGCUGGACGGCAAGGAGACGGAGAUCUACGUGGUGACGUCACACAUCAGGAAGCUGCGGAGUGACAUCAAGCCUCAGGGCUCCGAGCUGGACUGCUUCCUCAUGGACCCGGACGUCAGCGAGGCCUACGUGUUCUGCUUCACCUCCCUCAGGUACCCGGAACAGUACCUACAGAAGAUCUCACAGGCCUCCAAGAACCUCCAUACCAGCAGUAAACACCACCAGGAACCUUCUCCACAGGAGAGGAAGGUGUCGUCACAUGCUGCCAGGAACAACCUAAAUGAGCAACAGCCAGGCCAGCAGAGCUUCCAGAAUGGCGGCAGCAGCACCACCAGCAGGAGCAGGAGCAGGAGCAGGAGCAUCUCUGCUGAACAGACCAGAGGCUUACUCGUCAAUACACAAGUAGAAGAAGAAGAAGAAGAAGAAGAGGAGGUUGCUUGGUAUCGGAGGCCGGAGGUGAAGAGAGCUCUGCGCUCCUCGAUCGAGGUCUUCAAUGGCUCCGCGUUGGAGAAGAAGGUCAUCAGCUUCAUCCCUGACCCUGAGCACCCGGGAGCUGCGGUCCGCUGGUACCGCGACGCUGCCCUGGAGGACCCAAACAUCACAGAGGCACGGGAGGAAACAAGGAGGCAAGAUGAUUCUGUCAUCAGAUUGCUCACUCUGCUGUGACACUGGAGUCUAGCGAUGCAGAACACACACACAGACACACACACACACACACACACACA
This is a messenger RNA of Engraulis encrasicolus (European anchovy), 1891 nucleotides long. Its product is annotated as cytolytic toxin-alpha-like. The record is from RefSeq and is a predicted model, not a curated record. The coding region runs from base 69 to 1832 and encodes 587 amino acids. NCBI's taxonomy places the organism in Eukaryota, Metazoa, Chordata, Actinopteri, Clupeiformes, Engraulidae. The transcript is spliced from 12 exons.